AUGAAGUUCACCAACUCUGUUGCCGUUACCCUCGCCACGGCGGGCUCGCUGGCGGCCGCCCAUGGCCACGGCCACGCUCACUUCCACAAGCGCGCUACCGAGACCGAGACUGUCGCCGUCCCCGGUCCCACCGUGUACGACUUCGUUGUUAUGGACCCCAGCGCCACUGGCUCCCCCGAGGAAAUCAGCCUGAGUGAAGCCUGUGCAGGUCUUGCUGAUCACAAGCUCGAGUGGCUCGAUGCCCCCAUUCCCGCUGCCUGCCCGACCAGCUCUAGCUCUAGCUCUAGCACCAGCUCCAGCUCCAGCUCCAGCACCAGCACUGUCACCCCUACCCCCACUGUUGCUGCCCAGGUCCUGCUUGAGACCUCCGCUGCCAUCAUCUCCAGCAGCUCGUCUUCCAGCUCCAGCACCAGCACCGUGGAGUCUAUCACCAGCUCGUCCUCCAGCUCCACCUACUCGGCCGCUGCGACCAGCUCAUCCAGCUCCAGCUCAUCCACUUCUGCCGGUCUCACCGCCGAAUUCCCCGAUGGAGAGCUCGACUGCUCCACUUUCCCCUCCGACUACGGUGCCGUUGCCCUGGACUACCUCGGCAUCGAUGGCUGGUCUGGUAUUCAGUACGUUACUCUGGUCGAUGAGCUUGUCAGCUCGAUUGUCACCGCUGUCAGCGGUGACUCCUGCACCAGCGGCUCCAUGUGCUCGUACGCCUGCCCUCCGGGUUACCAAAAGUCCCAGUGGCCCACUACCCAGGGCUCCACUGGCCAGUCCGUUGGUGGUCUUGAGUGCAAGGGCGGUAAGCUCUACCUCACCAACACCGACUACAAGCAGAUCUGUAUUGAGGGUACUGGCGGUGUUAACAUCCGUAACGAGCUGUCUGAGCAGGUCGCUGUUUGCCGUACUGACUACCCCGGUACCGAGUCUGAGACUGUUCCGCUGCUUGCUGCUGCCGGUGCCUCCCACCCCCUGACCUGCCCCAACGGUGAAACCUACUUCAAGUGGGAGGGCAAGACUACCUCCGCUCAGUACUACGUCAACAACAAGGGUGUCUCCGCCGAGAAGGGUUGCCAGUGGGGUGAUGGUUCGGAGCCCAUCGGUAACUGGGCCCCCAUGAACUUCGGUGUUGGUUACUCUGCCGGCUCCACCUGGCUCUCCAUGUUCAAGAAUGAGCCUACCACCGAUGCGGACCUUGACUUCAAGGUCAAGCUCAUUGGUGACGACCUCAGCGACAGCUGCCGCUACGACGGCGCCGGUAACUUCUACAACAAUGCCGGCAAGAUCACCAGCGGCAACGGCUGCACUGCCAGCUCCAGCUCUGGCAACGCUUACUUUGUCUUCUACGAUUAA
Molecule: messenger RNA, 1341 nt
Organism: Penicillium atrosanguineum
Lineage: Eukaryota; Fungi; Ascomycota; Eurotiomycetes; Eurotiales; Aspergillaceae
Gene: sun1
Product: SUN family protein UTH1
Exons: 2
Coding region: 1-1341 (446 amino acids)
Biological process (GO): fungal-type cell wall organization
Cellular component (GO): cell surface; fungal-type cell wall
Source: RefSeq, a predicted model, not a curated record